Aphanomyces astaci is the source of this 441-nucleotide messenger RNA. RefSeq lists its product as hypothetical. Lineage: Eukaryota; Oomycota; Saprolegniomycetes; Saprolegniales; Verrucalvaceae. The coding region runs from base 1 to 441 and encodes 146 amino acids. The transcript has 3 exons. The record is from RefSeq and is a predicted model, not a curated record.
AUGAUCUUUGGCACUGUGAACUCUUGCAUUGUCUGUUGCCGCUUCGCCACUGGAGGUGCACUUGUGGUACGACUGAUUCCACGCCAUCACUGCGGCAGCAGUGAAGUCCGCCGUGAGCUGCUCUCCAAGAUUCUUGCCUUGCAAGCCACUUGGAACGUGUGGCCGUUUCUCCAACAGGAAACGAGGUUCAUCAAUGGCAUUGCUCAAAGUCCUCGUGACAAGAAGCAACCGCCGCGCCGCAUGCUGUGCAAUGAAAUCCCUACCGUUGCCCAAUGGCAUCGCGUACUGAUCAAGACUGUCUCCGACGAGCUCCAGCGCCUCACGUGCCUCGCCGACCAGCAGGCCCUCCGCUCCACCACAGCGAACAAGAUUUGGUCGAAGGUGCUGACAGAGCAGAUCAUCGCCGCAUACCCCACCAUCCCCCAGCACUCAGACGUAUAA